AUGAUCUUAGCGAUGAAGCUUAUGGUAAAAGUCUCGUUGUUGCUGCUUACGCAGCUACUAGUGCCGCGGGCGGACGCCGGUAGCUGGCAGAGCUGCCGUCAAGUGCCCGUGGCAAAGUGUGGUGUAGGUGACAGUGGUAGUGAUGGUCGUGAGUACCGGUAUGACAUUAGACCGUACCGGUACAAGUGGAACAAAGACCCGUUUGAGUUUUACAGCUACGGUGGUCCCUUUGAUACCGUCCCUUUGGGCCAGGCUUUCCAAUCUUGCCAGGUCUGCUCAAACGAAACAAGGCCUACCAAGGGGGGUUCUCCUCCACAAUCCAUAACCGACAUCAUGAUCGUUGAUAACAACGUCGGUAAGCUUGGCCCUGACAAAGCAGAGAUCCUGUCUCAGAUCCCAUGUGGUGAAGAUUGCAGGUUGUGGUUUGUGGGAUGUAACCUAACGACAAUAGAGGUAGGGGCGUUUGCUAAGUUGCCACAGGUGUCUAACCUGGUCAUCUGGCGGAGCAAUGUCCAGACUCUGAAGAACGGCACGUUUGCUGGGAUGGAGGGCCUCAAGUAUCUGCUGCUGUUGGAGAACAACCUGACACAUCUGGAGGGUGGCUGCCUUGAUGGGUUGCCCAGCUUGUCACACAUCAUCCUUGUGGACAACCAAAUCCUGACCAUGUCGCCUGACGCUUUCCGGGGGUUGCAGCCGCGGUGGGUUGACGUAAGUGCCAAUCUUAUCGCUAACGUAGCCCCGGGGACCUUGCAGACGAUCAAGUCCGUAGCACGUGUCCACGCUGUGCAGAACAAACUUCGGUCGAUCGGCGUGGGGAUGUUCUACGGGCUUGAGCGGCUGAAGGUCCUGAACCUGAAGGGUAACAGAAUCUCCCACAUUGCUGUCGGCGCGUUCCACUCAAACACCGAAUUGUAUGCCAUAAACCUUGCAUCAAACAGGCUGACCUUCCUUUCUGGCGGGUGGUUCAAAUUGUCCUUUCCAUGCGAUUUUAUUGCCCGUGAUAACGGCAUUGCCGCCAUUGUGUCGGAAGGCAGGGCGUUGCCAUUAUCAGGGGGAAUCCACAUGUCCAACUGGCCACGCUGUACGUGUGCGAAUGAUUGGCUUUACGACUACGAGGGGGGCUACCCAAAGUUCAAGCAGCGCUUCAUGCGUUUACUAAAUUUGCCCCCGGGAACCCACAGCUGCCCCGCCUCGGCGCUGAUGCGGAACCUCCCCGCGCCAGUCUCUCCCAGUCACGCCCUGCCCUGCCACCCACCAAUGGUGGAGAUCCUGAAGGCCGAACACGACCCUGCAUACAGGUACACGGUCGUGGGUAGGGUGUAUUGGGAGCAGUUGCCCCAGGUGUCUUGGACCUUCCCUAACGACUCACAACACACACACGACAUAACAUACGACACAUACACGACAACACACGCUACUCUGCCGACAGGCAACCUAACCGUGAGGGUGGUGACCGACCUAAAGGCUGAGGGCUGGGUGAAAUGUAAGGGUCCAGCAGAUAACCUGAUGGGGGAAUCAGGAAAUCACAGCCUGUGUUCUAACUACAUGGGGAGGUCCAGCUUCACCCUUUGGCUUGAGACUACCGGGCCCUUGUCCUUUGGGAACACCACUUGCACGGCUUCUUCGGAAACUGGGUCCGACACUGUUGUUUUCAUGACAAGUGAAGGCACACACUCUGGCGUCACGACACCCCAGCCUACAGAACCCUCACUCAUCUACACCACACCAUUCUCAACCACCACAAGCACACUGCCGGUGCCCACAGGCAUCGACACAACACCACUGACCAUCAGUAAAACUGAUGCUUAUGAAGGGGGCAUCUGCACAUGGAACAUAGUGUUGUCAUCUAUUAUCUGGUUACCGGCUGUUGCGGUUGGUCCCGGGGUUUUGUUCUGUGUCAGGUGUAUCAAGCGCAGGCUCGGGCGCAAAGCUCCAGAUAACGGCACAGGUUCACCCCGCAAUGGCGAUGGUCCUUGUUCUAAGUGGCCAGUUGGCAACUUGGAUGAGCCGGUGAUCAGUCCGUACGCUGAAGGUCGUUUCGAGGAUCACGACAGCUUGAAUGAGUCAGAAUCAGUCAUCAGUCCUUACGCUGAAGGUGGUUUUGAAGACCACCCUGACUUGCGCAGGGCCGGUUCUUCUCAGUCAGAAGCCGUCCCGUACGGACAGGCAAAGCUUUGCGCAGCGUACCCAGGCCGCCCCCGCGCGCAGACACACCCCGUGCCGUCCCGCCCGUACAGCGCCGAGCGUCCCCGUCAGACACCAAACAGGGAAGGGGCCGUCGUGCCUGGCUAUGGUCAAAACGGCAGCGAUAAGAGAGGCAAAACCUGCUACCAGCACCCAUCCAUUCUCCCUAACCUGGGUACCACUCAGUCCUCUGCCUACCAGCAGAAUGCCAGCGUCGCUAAACGUUCCCGCAAGGCACGUUGCUACAACUCCCCUGCCACUGACGGAGAGCGUACCCUGACUAAGACGUCGACAUAUGGUUAUGGUAAAAACGGCGGUGAUAGGUCAGACAAAACCUGCUACCAGCACCCAUCUAUCCUCCUCAACCCAGGUUCCACCCCGUCCUCUGCCUAUCAGCAGAAUGCCAGCGCCGCUAAGCGUUUCCGUAAGACACACUGCUACAACUCCCCUGCCGCUAACCCAGAGCGUACCUUGUCUAACACAUAUGGCUGUAAGGAAAACGCUGGCGAUAAGUCCGUAAAAACCUGCUACCAGCACCCAUCUAUCCUCCUCAACCCAGGUUCCACCCUGUCCUCUGCCUACCAGGAGAAUGCCAGCGCCGCUAAGCGUUUCCGUAAGACACACUGCUACAACUCCCCUGUCACUGACCCAGACCGUACCCUGUUUAAUACUUAUGGCCACCAUGACACUAUUGCGACGGUCUGUAACUCCGUAGCGUCUCCUAUGGCCUGUAGCUACGACCCUGCUGCCCCGCGCGAGCUGUUGUCAUCUAUUAUCUGGUUACCGGCUGUUGCGGUGGGUCCCGGGGUUUUGUUCUGUGUCAGGUGUAUCAAGCGCAGGCUCAGGCGCAAAGCUCCAGAUAACGGCACAGGUUCACCCCGCAAUGGCGAUGGUCCUUGUUCUAAGUGGCCAGUUGGCAACUUGGAUGAGCCGGUGAUCAGUCCGUACGCUGAAGGUCGUUUCGAGGAUCACGACAGCUUGAAUGAGUCAGAAUCAGUCAUCAGUCCUUACGCUGAAGGUGGUUUUGAAGACCACCCUGACUUGCGCAGGGCCGGUUCUUCUCAGUCAGAAGCCGUCCCGUACGGCCAGGCCAAGCUUGGCGCAGCGUACCCAGGCCGCCCCCGCGCGCAGACACACCCCGUGCCGUCCCGCCCGUACAGCGCCGAGCGUCCCCGUCAGACACCAAACAGGGAAGGGGCCGUCGUGCCUGGCUAUGGUCAAAACGGCAGCGAUAAGAGAGGCAAAACCUGCUACCAGCACCCAUCCAUUCUCCCUAACCUGGGUACCACUCAGUCUUCUGCCUACCAGCAGAAUGCCAGCGUCGCUAAACGUUCCCGCAAGGCACGUUGCUACAACUCCCCUGCCACUGACGGAGAGCGUACCCUGACUAAGACAUAUGGUUAUGGUAAAAACGGCGGUGAUAGGUCAGACAAAACCUGCUACCAGCACCCAUCUAUCCUCCUCAACCCAGGUUCCACCCUGUCCUCUGCCUACCAGCAGAAUGCCAGCGCCGCUAAGCGUUCCCGUAAGGCACGUUGCUACAACUCCCCUGUCACUGACCCAGACCGUACCCUGUUUGGCACAUAUGGCUGUUCCACCCUGUCCUCUGCCUACCAGCAGAAUGCCAGCGCCGCUAAGCGUUCCCGUAAGACACACUGCUACAACUACCCUGCCACUGACCCAGACCGUACCCUGUUUAACACUUAUGGCCAGCAUGACACUAUUGCGACGGUCUGCAACUCCGUAGUGUCUCCUAUGGCCUGUAGCUACGACCCUGCUGCCACGCGCGAGCGUACUACGGGUAUUCAGUCCGCCGUCUAUGAUGGGAACCACCGCAGUCAGCCCGUCACAAGCCUGGGAAACAGUUACGUCUGUCCCUCCCCCGUGACUGGUGCUGGUCGGUCCCCGGCAGCUACAUACUGCCAGAAUGAGUGUAGGGAAGCAAUAAACAACACCACAGAGUACCCAGAGACAAACAGCUAUGAACCGGUCCCUGAUGCUAAAAUUGGCCAGUGA
Messenger RNA from Branchiostoma belcheri (Belcher's lancelet), 4200 nucleotides. RefSeq lists its product as uncharacterized. The transcript has 4 exons. The coding region runs from base 1 to 4200 and encodes 1399 amino acids. Lineage: Eukaryota; Metazoa; Chordata; Leptocardii; Amphioxiformes; Branchiostomatidae. The record is from RefSeq and is a predicted model, not a curated record. Gene Ontology annotation, molecular function: protein binding.